UUUUUAAAAUUUAAAGAUGAGAUAUAUUGUGAUUUCUUGGAGAAGUGAAGAGUGAGUGUUUGUAUAUCCAACAAUUAUGAAUACAAUAGGGAGAGGAGAAAGUAGGUCUUGAGAGGACAGGGAUGGAUAAGGAGGCCGGAGGAGGGAGAGUAAUACACCCCCCCCCCCUCCCCCGAUCCCGAGAGCUACAGAUACACACUGACGUCGACUGCAUCAAUGGAAGAAUCGGAAAUCUUGAGAGUGAAUGUUGGUGGUUGUCUUUACUGCACCACAAGGUCUACCCUUGUGAAAUAUCCAGACUCGAUGUUGGGAGUGAUGUUUAAGGGAGACAUUCCAUCGAGUAAGGAUCUAGAUGGCCACUAUUUCAUCGACCGAGAUGGACAAAUGUUCAGAUACGUACUGAAUUUUUGCAGAUCUGGAAAACUCUGUCUACCACAGCAAUUUUCUGAUUUUGAUUUAUUAGAAAAUGAAGCUGAUUUUUAUCAAAUUCAACCCUUGAUAACUAGUAUUACAGCUGCAAGACAACAUGCAAUGAAAGAGAAUUUAGAGGUUCAUUACAUCGAAGUGGUAGAAGUAAGAGCCGGCACGACGGCAACCAUGCCAUCCAAAAAUUCGCGGGUGAAGACAAUAUUGCUUGGAAGGAAAGAGGACCUGGUGGCAUUACCCCCUCAUCUUGUUGGUGGAGAAGCUUCAGAAAGACUCGAAUCUAAAACUGGUUCCCAGUACGUAGAACUAGAGAUCUAUGGAAGUAAUGUGAGAAUUCAGCUUGCUGACUUCCUAAGUAACAAUGGAUGGAUCAUUGAAAAUUCAAAUUUGUCUUCCUCAUCGAGUUCAGCAAAAGGUCAAGAAAUCAGCAUCCUCUGCAUAGAGCAGAGUUACAGAGAUCGUUGGAAAACAUACAAACUGAAAUGAAUUAAUUUCCAAUAUACAGGGUUUAUUUGUCUUUCAGCUGAAGUUCACUAGAAGCCUCUCUUGCUAAAUCAAGUAUUGCUUUAGACUAAUGUGUAACAAAAAAUAUAUACUGCCUUAUAAUUUAUGGACUCUAAAUUUACAUACUUGCAAGCUGACAUAAAAAGACAGAAUCUGUUGCAACAACAAUGGUUGAAGUUAAAAGAUGUCAAAAUAAUGUUACAGUAUUUUUAGGUCACCUGAGUUUGUUGAAUACCACAUAGUAUCUACUCUUGAAAAUCUUCUGUAAUUUUAACAUCAAGGUGUCGGUCUACAGAUUUUUACCUUGUUUCUAAAUAGAUAAUGAGAAGGAUUGGGUAGUCCUUUACCAAAAUUGUAAAUUUCAUGAUCCCAGGGGGUAAGGAUUUUGGUUCCUAGAGUGGGGCCAAAAUUUUGUCUUUAUUAUUUGAUAGACUUCUCUAAGUUUGCUGAUGUGGUAUGAUUAAGAAAAAGCAAUAAAGGAUGUGCCAAAAUUGUGAAUUUCGUAACCCCAGGUCCAAAUUAGUCAUAACAUGUUAAUGUUACAUAAUCAUGUUAUGUAAGGUCUUUCAUCAGUGUAAACACUUUCGAGGGCAUUUAUAAGUUGUAACACAAGGACGCAUUUUGUUUUAUUCUUUUGCUGAAUAUUAGAAGUUAGCUUUAAUAGAUAUUCAGAACAGGAAUUUUUUUAAUAGAUUUCAUAGCCCUUGGGAGUAUAGUGAUACAUGUACUUUCAACUAAUACUCAGAUGACUGAUAAGGCCUGUGGGCCUCUUGUUUGAAUUCAUGUAUAUGUAUCAAAAUGUGUUCAAUUUUAUACAUAGAUCUGUUCAUUAGACCUGUAGAUAUAUAUAAUAUAUGUACAUUUAAAGAAUUUAUCAUAUGGUAUUGUUUAUCUUUUACUGUUAAAGCUCAUUCAUAUACAUGUAGUAUUGAGAUAAACCAAGGUGUUAAAAAAACCAA
Molecule: messenger RNA, 1889 nt
Organism: Ostrea edulis (European flat oyster)
Lineage: Eukaryota; Metazoa; Mollusca; Bivalvia; Ostreida; Ostreidae
Product: BTB/POZ domain-containing protein KCTD6-like
Exons: 2
Coding region: 217-912 (231 amino acids)
Biological process (GO): protein homooligomerization
Molecular function (GO): protein binding
Source: RefSeq, a predicted model, not a curated record